AAAGUGGAGCGGCAGGGUUGGUUGCUGGAAUGUUUGUAUUUGAGCGCAGACGUCGGUUAUAUUAACAUGUUGCGAAAAAAAGGUAACAUUUCGUUACUAGUUAGUUUUUUUUAAUGGUUUAUUAAAGGGUUUAUUACAUAGAAAGUUAUAGCAAAAGUCUUCCAUUUUAAAUCGGAAAGAAGACAACGACCAGAUCAGAAUGAACAUUUCAAAUGAGAACAGGAACGUUCUCUCGUCUGUGUUACCAGGGAAGAAACCUUCGAAUUCACAAAUAGUCUCGUCGAAAAUAAAAUCCAAGAUUCUCAACACAUCCUCCUUCUUCAAAGUCUCCCUGAAGACUAACAACAAGGCUCUGGCUCUGGCUUUGGUGGCUCAGAAGGAGAGAAGCAGACAGCUUGAAGUGGAAACUGUGCAACUACGGAAACAAGUGGAGUCUUUGUGUUUUGACCUAGCUAUUCGCAGACACAAGGACAACCAGCUGAUUCUCAUCUUAAAAGAGCUCCAACGCAACACCUUGGGUCACUUGGAGAGGGCUGUGGACCUAUUUUCUGAUGAAAAUGAUGACAGUGAAAUAUAUGAAGAAGGCAAUAAGCAACCCCCCAAUAAGGAUGAACGUAAUCAUGUUGAGAGGGUGCAGGUUCAGAUUCCUCUUGUUACAGAAAAGCAGUCCAAGAAUUUGUCCCCUGCAAAACGGACGAGCAGCAGCACGAGCCAGGAGGCUGUUGUAAAUGACAGAAACAACACAUCCACAAAUCCCUCCCAAGUUCCUCCAGUGUCCUAUGCCAGUAAAGACCCCAUGAAUGAAUUGGAACAGCGGGUGGACAACAAAUUAAAAUCGACCCAGAAACGAACAUCCCGGCGGUCGAGUAGCCUAAAGGAUGAUGUGGAAAAUUGGUCUAGAUUUGAUGUCACUGGAGUUGACCCUAUCGCAGGAGUCUUGACCUCUGUCUCCACAACUAGUAAUCAACUGUCCUCCGGUACCAGUGAAGUUGCAGAUCAUCCGAACAGCUUAAAAGUGAAGACUGCGUUGGAGCCUCCCAAGAAGAACACCACUGAAGAAGCAGAGGAGACCACCAAUGGCACAGCGAUGGAAAUCACUAUUGGGGACAGCACUGCUGAAAUUGUCACCGUGGAGACCAAGCCCAAGAAUACUGGCAGAACAAAGAAACCAAAAGAGUCAAAGACAAAGAUCCCAUGUCUAUUAACAAAUGUUGGAAAAGUGAGCUGUGGGUCAGCACGCGUUAGUGAUAAACCAAAGGUGAAGAGCAUGUCAGUAAAUGUGGAUUCGCUACUGGAGGUACAGAAAGUGUCUUCUGCAGCGCUGUGGUACACCGAUAACCCUACAGCGGAGGGGGUUGAUGUACAACACAGAGAAGAGGACUUUGUAGAGAACUCAACCAAAGAGACAGACUUCUUCAACGCCCGCAGGAAAACCCACGUCACGGCUCGCGUAACCAAACACAUAAAACCUAGUCGGGACGCUCAUAAAACAACACAAGACGAUCCAAAACAGUUUGACCCAAGGAAAACGUAUACAUUCUCUCUACAAACGGAGUCCCAUAGUAGUGUGUCACAUGAUCACAACAAAGAUGACUAUUUUGAUGACCCAGAAACUCUGAACUCAGCAUUUAAACUAGACAGGACAAACCUAUUGGUUGUAGAUACUAUUGAGGACAAAAGUAGCAACACUAAAAGUCUAAAAAGGAAAACCUUUGUGAUUUCAAAUGAGACUUCAUCUAAAGGAAGUAGGAACACAUCUAAAGGAAGUAGGAAGACUAAAGCACAGCCCAUGGACCAUGAGUUAGACAUUGAGGCAGAAGAUGAUGCAUUCAUUAGAGAGGAGUCCUAUUCUCACAAAGGGGGCACAGACUAUGUAGAUAUGGAUACUACCCUGUCUGUGUCGGGACACACACACCGCUCUUCCAGAACCACCAGACGUAAGUCAACUACACAGAGCAUUAAGCAACCUACGAACUCCAGUUCUGCAGUGAAAUGUAGAGGGACAUUUGUGGUCUCAGUAAACCGGGACAGCUCCUCGUUAAACAAGACGAUAUCAGAUGAUGGUUUUUCAGAAAAGCAGGCAUGCCCUACAGAUGAUUACACUGUGGCUGAAAAUGAAACUACAGUGGUCAGGCGUAUGACUGGACAAUACAAGGACCACUGUAGAGCUUCUCAAGCUAAACAUUCUGUGGUUGAAGAAACUCCUGCUGCCUCUAAACGUCCAUGGUUGGCUACACAGGAACCAGAUGAAAAUGUAGCGGUCCUGGAAAGCUUAUUAGUUGAGGAAAUGCCCCCAUGGGCCCUAGAUGACCACUUCUCAAUUGCUGCAGGACAAAAGCCCAAGAAAGCCAGGAGAGAGGUAAGUGUCAAAUUGAAGAAGAAAAAGGAUGCCAAGAAGGAUGACUCCAGUGGCGCUGUGAAGGGGAGGAAGAUGAGACGUUGCAGCACUAAGGUAUCACCAUUUCCGGAUGGAGGUUCUUUGUCCGUUGUGUCUUUAGAUAAUCAGGAUAGGACAUAUACAGCCGUUGCAGCACAAAACACAAAAGCACAGCCGCUUUCGCAGAUACAAGUCUUGCAUUAUAACACGCACUCUGCCACUGAGGAUGUUACUGAAGCUUGUGAGCAUUUGUCUUCACCUGAAACCAGGAGUUCGGACUUAAAAGUCAGCAUCUUCAAGCCUCGAUCCAACCAGGUCCUUAACACCCUUAGACGAGACACAUUUAUCCUACCUAUUAGUCUGAAUGAAUCUAGCAUAAACAGGAAGACCUUCGUUAACUCUGACUGCAUUUCCCGGGAUGAAGAUGACACAAACAGCAGAGCAUCUAAAGUAUCAGUUGCUGAGAUCCACACAGAGAUUCCUGAUCAUCGUAACGUAGAGACUGUUCAUGAAAGCUUGAGAGAGCUGCUCAUGGACGAAAUGCCUCCAUGGGAGUCCUCCAUUGAAGUUUGCUGUUUCAAACCGACUGGAUUUGACACUUCAGACUCCAACCCUAGAAGGGUUACUUCUGCUCGCAAGGUUGCUGUAUUUGAAGAGCAGUCUGAGGUUACGACUGAAAUAUCUCCAGCAGAUACAGCCCUUAAGCCACUGACCAAUACCAACUGGACUGAUAAUGAAGACACUGGACGAACCAGGCGAAGGGGGGCCACUGUUAGCUACAAAGAGCCACCCAUCAACUGUAAAAUGAGACGUGGAGAUAAGUUUUCAGACACCAGGUUCCUGAGUUCUCCCAUUUACAAAGACAAGAUCAAGAAGAAACGGCAAAACACCAGACAAAAACAUGACCAUUUGAAGAGUCAAAAUGUGCUUUAAAUUUCUAUGUUGUGUUUGAUUUUAUUAAUUCUUAAGGAUUUGUUCUAUACUUAAUUUUACCCAUGUUUUAAAAUUAUUAAUAAAGUAAUUUUUUUCCCCCAAUUGUUAUUAAAGCCUUUCAGGAUUAACCUGAACCUGGGUAGUUAUAGUUGCACAAGAACAUUUGAAUUACUUUCUAUGGUAUGCAAUAUAUCAUUGUGUGACGGACUGAACCAACCUGUUAAGGCAGGGUUGUAUCAUGUUACGGUUAAGUGCUGCCCAAUGCAUCUGUCCUUAUGUUUCCAAGAUAAUCUGGACUUGUAUUGUAUUGUAAGUGUGAUUGACUGGAGGCCAUGUUUGAAUUAUUCAAGCUGUUCACCUGAGAGCUCUUUGGUUGUUGGCUCCACUCUAGCUCUCCUGAAAACCGCCUUGCUUCAGGCAGAAGUCUCAUGAAAGUAUUCCAUUUACUGAGUUAAUCUAAAUAAAAGGCUUUUGUGAUCUUGUU
Messenger RNA from Esox lucius (northern pike), 3794 nucleotides. RefSeq names its product Shugoshin_C domain-containing protein (gene sgo2). NCBI's taxonomy places the organism in Eukaryota, Metazoa, Chordata, Actinopteri, Esociformes, Esocidae. The record is from RefSeq and is a predicted model, not a curated record. The transcript is spliced from 9 exons. Gene Ontology annotation, biological process: meiotic chromosome segregation. Bases 200 to 3310 code for a protein of 1036 amino acids. Gene Ontology annotation, cellular component: chromosome, centromeric region; nucleus.